AGACCCGCUUGUUUCCUGGAGCUGGAGCCAUGUCGGUGGUGUGUCCGUCACUUUGAGGAUGGAGUCGUCGUGUCUGGACCUGGCUCUGGAGGGCGAGCGGCUCUGUAAGACCGGGGACUAUCGGGCCGGCGUGUCUUUCUUCGAGUCGGCCAUCCAGGUGGGAACCGAGGACCUUCAGAUCCUCAGCGCCAUCUACAGCCAGCUGGGAAAUGCCUACUUUCACCUGCAGGACUAUAUCAAAGCCCUGGAGUACCAUCGGCACGACCUCACACUCACCAGAACGAUUGGAGAUGAACUCGGCGAGGCCAAAGCCAGCGGUAACCUUGGGAACACAUUAAAGCUUUUAGGACGUUAUGACGAAGCGGUGGUUUGUUGCCACAGACAUUUGGAAAUUACAAAAGCCAUAUAUGAUAAGGUUGGGCAGGCUCGGGCGCUGUAUAAUUUCGGGAACGUUUACCACGCCAAGGGAAAGAGCAUCUGCUGGACUGGAGCCGAGCCAGGAGAGUUCCCGGAGGAGGCCCGGAUCGCCUUGAGGAAAGCUGCACAGUACUACGAAGCGAACCUGUGCCUGGUGAAGAGUUUGGGCGAUCAGGCAGCUCAGGGUCGAACCUACGGGAACCUUGGAAAUACUUACUAUCUGCUGGGAGACUUUGGAAAUGCAGUGGCUGCACAUGAACAGCGGCUGCUCGUCGCUAAAGAGUUUGGGGAUAAGUCAGCUGAGAGGAGGGCCCACUGUAACCUUGGCAACGCCCACAUUUUCCUCAGUCAGUUUGAAGUGGCGGCCGGUCAUUACAAGAGGACGCUGCAGCUGGCCAGGCUUCUGAAGGACCGCGCCGUGGAGGCCCAGGCCUGCUACAGUCUGGGCAACACCUACACGCUGCUGCAGGACUAUGAGAGAGCUAUUGAUUACCACCUCAAGCAUCUGGUUAUCGCUCAGGACCUCAGUGACAGAGUUGGUGAAGGAAGAGCCUACUGGAGUCUAGGAAAUGCCCACACCGCCCUGGGGAAUCAUGAGCAAGCCAUGUACUUUGCUGAGAAACAUCUGGAAAUUGCCAAAGAGACGGGAGACAAAAGCGGCGAGGUCACAGCCAGGAUGAACCUGUCGGACCUGCGGCUAGUUGUCGGCCUGAAGUCCAACUCCAACAUCCAUCCCAACAUCUUCCGUAACACAAACACUAAUAACUCCCCUCUGCCAGUAAGCUACCAGGGUUACUCCAACCACCCAGGGAUCAAUUCUCCGUUGAGGAGGAGAGGAAGUGUUGAGAACAUGAAGAUGAGUCCAAGUCAAAGUCCACCUCCAGACUCCCCAGCAAAGCCAGGUUCGGAGGAGGAGAAGUUCCCCGGCUCUUCCAAAAACAACACCAUCAAAGCUUCCACUAAACUCUUCCUCUUCCAUCGGCUGAGAAGCAGAAAGCACAAGAGCAACAAAUCACCUCCUAAAGAGCAACAGGAAAACUCCAGCGAGCAAACCGCUGCAGAGGAAACGCCAGCGUCCAUCAAGGCCGGAUCGCGGGACACCAUUGGCGAGGACGGCUUCUUCGACCUCCUCUCUCGUUUCCAGGGCAGCCGAAUGGACGACCAAAGGUGCUCCCUCCUGGAUGGCCAGAGCCAUCUCCCCGCCCAUUCCUCCCCCUCCUCCACCCCACCUGUAGCUGAAAGGGAAUCUAUUUCGGCACGCGAUCCACCAUUGCAGGAUCCCGGUCAUUUCCUGGAGCUGCUGGCCAGCUCCCAGGCCCGUCGUCUGGACGACCAGCGAGUCAGCCUGAGCCAGUUUCCUGGCUUACGUCUCAGCACCUGCAGCCCGCCGCGUACACCCUCCACCUCCAGCGCAGAGCAGGACCCCACACAAGCCCCCUCCUCCAGCACAGAUACAACUCAGACUCCCUCCCUGUACAGUCGACUCGAGACGAGUGCUGAGCAGCCGGAGGGGGACGACGUCUUCUUCGACAUGCUAGUUAAGUGCCAGGGGUCCCGACUUGACGACCAGAGGUCCAUUGCUCCACCUUCUCCUCCACCUUCUGCUCCAUCUUCUUCAUCUAAAGGCCCAACAGUUCCAGACGAGGAUUUUUUCAGCCUCAUCCUGCGUUCCCAGUCCAACAGGAUGGAGGAGCAGCGAGUCCAGCCGCCACCGGGCGUUACCCAAUCCAAACUAGACUGACCCCACGCAGCGAUUUGUGAUGUUAUCUCAGGACCCCCGUAUGAAGUAACCAAGCUUUUUUUUAACCCUUGAUUCCUGCCUUUUGGAGCGGUCCUGACAACAUUCACAUGAGGAUGCCAAGAAUACAAGUGACAUUAUGCGGAAUUAAGGUGUCAAAUAAUACAGAACUGGUCAUUGUGACUGUGAAAUCAAGGGAAAUGUAGCGUUUCAAGCUUUCUUUAAGAAACAACAGAGCUUUUAUCAGACACUUGGGGACCAGUGAUGUCCGUCUGCUCUGGAGGCUUGCAUCAAGUCGCUCCUACAAACUGUGGGUCGUUCAUUUGCUUUAAGGAUAUAAGCCAAACUGAAGGAAUUUCUGCUUGACGUUGGACGAGAGACAUUCUAUGGAUGGAGGGAUCCGUCCCAGAGACUCUGCAGUGAAGCAAAGUGGAACCACUUGGUCUUAAUUGACCUCUGACCUCUCCAACAACUCGUCAGAGGGUCAAGUGACAGAACUUCAGGGAAAUAAAAGGUUCACGUCCGUCCUUACUGCUCCACUCAUGACCAGCGGAGCCAUUUAUAGGAGCUACUUCUGGAUAUUGCAUUUAAAGACUUUAACAAGGACAAUUUCAUUGUUUAAGGUUGUAUGAGUGGAGCAUCAUUGCCAUGAAGUGAAAUGGGAUUUUUCUUCUAUGUAACAAGAUUUUACAGAUGAUUAACUAGUGUGAGUUAAAGAAAUGUUAUUUUAGUCUUUAUACUGAUACGUUCUCCUGAUAAUUGAGAAAUAAAAUCUCAUGAAUUUACAUUCGA
Molecule: messenger RNA, 2947 nt
Organism: Limanda limanda (common dab)
Lineage: Eukaryota; Metazoa; Chordata; Actinopteri; Pleuronectiformes; Pleuronectidae
Product: G-protein-signaling modulator 2-like
Exons: 15
Coding region: 59-2158 (699 amino acids)
Molecular function (GO): protein binding; GTPase regulator activity
Source: RefSeq, a predicted model, not a curated record